Pelagomonas calceolata is the source of this 3899-nucleotide messenger RNA. NCBI's taxonomy places the organism in Eukaryota, Pelagophyceae, Pelagomonadales, Pelagomonadaceae. The record is from the annotation of a GenBank genome assembly.
AUGGACGUCGAGGCGCCGGCCGCGCCGCGCUGGCGGAAGCGUAUGCUUCCCAUCACGCACACGCGCCAGCGGAGGAGCUAUUUCCAGCCUCUCCUCCUGGGUGCACCACAGCGCCUAAACGCAGCCCGCCCCCGUCCGCGGCCGCAUGCGGGCGCUCGGGGAGCCGGCGGCGCGCCGCGCGCCGCCGACCCCGCGAUCGCCCGAGGCACCGCCGACCGCGACGCGCCGUUCGGCUCGACGGCGUUCUCUCAUCUCACCUCUUCUUCCAAACGCAGGCGCCAUCGUCGCGUUCAUGCUCGUGUUCCUGGGCUGGUACGAGUUUUUGGUGGUCCCGCGUUUGGAGAGGAUGCGGCGCGAGUCCGUGAACAAGGAGCGGUGCGACUACGCGGCGACGACGCUGUUGCUCACGGAGUCCUCGACGUCGAAAUCCGCGCGGCUCUUCCUCCAGGGCUGGCUCGGCACGGCGAAGAGCGAGGGCCGGUGGGAAGACAUCUGGAAGCCGUCCGACUCCGCCGAUGCCCAGAAGGUCAUGCAGCGCAACGCCGCGUGGGGGCUGGGCCUCGUCGCGGCGACGGACGUCAUGGCCGCCGGCAUCGCGCCGGAGUCCAAGGAGGUCCUGGACAUGCGCCUCCAGCUCCUCGUGGCGCCGGUGAUUGAUCGCAGCGACGCGCCGGCCUGGGAGGACGCCUGGCGCGAGCUCGCGCCGACAUGUUAUAAAUGCGCGAUGGACGAGGGCAUACGGCCACUGGCUGAGGGGGUCUGCGCAGCAGCUAAAUCGGGGCUUUUGUCCCUGUAUUGCUCGAAAGACGAGGAGGCUGAUCGAGAACAAGUGCUGGAAGACUACAACGUCACGGGCGUGAAGUUGGAGAAGAAGGACGUGAGCGUCUGCGACGUAGACGAUUUUUCGGACCUGUGUUGCGCGCUGGCCAACGCCGAGACGAUAGCAACGACGGUAGCGGAGGAAGAUACGGUGUGUUAUGAAAACGUGCUGACGAUCAACGGCGGCAAGAUCGCCGAUGAGCUCACGCAGGAAAUGAUCGACAGCAUUCCCCGCCCGGUCUGGGAGUUCGACCACGAUUUGACCGCGGACAAGAUCUGCUACGGCGACGACGACAAGCACUGCACGGGCCUCUUAAAGGACUUGGACGAGGCGCCGCCGCCCACCAACCCCGACGUCGUCCAGCAGUCGAAGAUCGCGCCCUGCACGUACGCGUGGUGGUACAACGACAUGGACGACGUGACGACGCGCGCGGGCCCGGGCAACUACACGGCGCCGCCCGGCGACACGACCAAGGGUUGGAACGACGAGGAGUUCAACGUGAGCCCCUACGACUUCGUGCUGGGCAUUGAUGUGAUUGCCUAUUUGGGUGGGCGAUUAGCCGAGGAGGGUAGCACGUGCGGGGCUCCAGCAUCGUUAAGACCCUGCACGGCGCUAGAUGUUCUAGCUAGAGGCGAGACCUUUGUGGAACAGCAUGAUGAUCGGAACUGGGCCUUUUUUUAUGUGUGGGAGGAGGGGCCCCACGGCGCGGCCGUCAGGACGCCGACGGACGACGAGCCGUUCGCUGGUGUGCUCGCCGUCGGCAUCAUGAUGUUCCAGGGCCCCAAGAGCGUCCUUGAGUUGCUCACUCUAAAGCACCGCCGCAUCCACUAUCGGGAGGCCGAUGCUCGUAAAUUACCCCCGGCAGGCGAGUAUAAUCCGCAGCCCGAUUAUACGGUCGAUAAACGUCGCGUGACGAAGGGCGACGACUACGCCAAGGCUACUGUUAGGAGACCGUUGCAUACCACUCCUUUCGAGAUCGUCUGCGAGGACUGGACGCCCUUACCGAAGCUGAAUGAGGGCAACCUGCGGUUUGUGGUCACCCUCAUCAUCUUGGGAACGAUCGCUCUGUUGACACUCGCACUAGUGUGGCGCUGGGACGAGGAGCACGCGACGCACCAGAGGUUAUUGACGGAUGCGGACGCCGUGAUUGAUCACGUCGGGGACGGUGUUGUCGUCCUCACGUACGAUGAAGACGGCUAUCGAGUAUUAAAGUGCAACCAGGCCGCGGACGUCGUCGCGCCGAACGGCGAUGUCUUGGAUGGUGUUUUACGACAAAAACCGGUAGACCGGUCCACGGGGACGGCCUUGGAUGCGAUUCUCGCGGGCCCGAAUCCCACGCAACGCACCGUGACCGUCGCCGUCGAUGUUGAGGGUGGCCGGACCGUGGAAAUCGUCGCUCGCCAGCGGUUCAAUGGGCGGUGGAACGUCGAAUUGUCGUGGGUCGUGUGUCUGCGAGAUGUUACUGAAAGAUUCAACGAACAACGAGAGAAAGCACGCGUCGAGUCGCUGGAGCGGAUGACGCUGUUUGUGGUUGGGGUGCGGCGGGACGGUGCCGUUGCUUUAUGGUCCCACGGUGCUAGAGAGGCGACUGGUUUGGACAGGCCUGGAUCACUUGCGAACCUACCCUUCGCCCACACGUCCGACCGGAGGAAAGCCCUGCAGGAGGUGCGGAGAAUUGCUGAUGGAGGCGCUCCCAGACCGUUCGCUCUAUCAUUACGAGCGAGGCACGGUUUUGUGUCACUCGUGAUGCAGAACGUAAAUGACAUUUCGGGGACCGUGGCCGCCACGUUCAUCGGCACGCCCAUCGACGCCUCUCUAUUAACACUAGCGACGGACGGCACGCACUUAAAGAACGCGGAGUUCCUCACAACCGGAUCGCACGUGUCGAGCUGGGCCUGCGCGGUGCCGGUGGCCGAGUCGGUGGCCGAGUCGGUGGCCGAGGCGUCGAACGUGCAUGAAGUCGGCCGGGCGCCGCCGCUGCCGGGUAUCGAAGAAAGGUCCGAGAUGAACGCGUCCCUAUUUGAUCGGAGAUCCGUGGUUUCUGGAUUUACUGCUAGGACCGACGAAGAACAGGCGGCCGUCGAGAGGACGGCCUCGCAGGCGCCCUUCAUGCGCGACCCCGCGCGCCUUAGAUCUCUCGUACUAGGCCCCGGCGAAGGUUGUUUGUUGGGGAUCUUUGAUCAAGCCUCUUUGCCGCUGCGGGUCCAUCCUCUAGUGCAAGGUGCCGCGCACGAGCAGCGCAUCCAGAUCGGCGCGUCGGCCUGGCAGGUGGCUCGCGCGGACAUCACCAUAAACUUACCAGCUGGGACGUAUGCUUUUGCCGCCGUGCCCCAAGAAGGGGCGAUUCGCAUCGGAGUAGGCGCCCAUUUCGAGCGGCGAAGGCGGGGCGCGCCGUGGGCCGACCCCGUGGGCGUCGACGACGCCAUCGACGACGACGAGGGCGCCUGGUACGCGCUCGUCGGGUUGGGGGGCGCGGACUUAUUGCACAGAUACGCCGGCGACUUCGAGACGUUGUAUGAGGAUCUGCGGGCCGUCGCCGGCGGCGUCCUCGAGGUCGACCCCUUGGGACAAUUAACAAGGUGGGCCGUCGUCAACCCGUACGUGGCGGACCAGGGCGAGACGGCGGCGCUCGCGGCGCGCGUGCCGCUGCCCCAGGACAAGUUGUACCUCCAGUCGUCUGCUGGUAUUCUGACGACGACGCCGGCGGGCUACGAGACGCGCGCCAGCCUCGCCAAGGCCUGCGCCGCGGCGCGCCGCCGCGUCGCGCGCGCGGCCCGCGCGGCGCGGCGGACCCAUAGCCUCGACGCGCUCCUCCAGGCCCAGGCCUCGUUCCUCGCGCUGCGGCGCAAGCUGCGCGACGCGGGCGGCGCGGGCGCCUACCAGCGCGAGCGCGGCCAGCGCACGGUGCUCCGCGACCUCGGCUUGCUCGACGACCGCGAGAAGCGCUUCCGGGCGCGGCGCCGCCUCUGCUGGAUCGGCCAGCGCGACCCGGGCUCCAUACUCUCCCGCCUGCCGGCGCACGUCCUCGACGAGGUCGUGCCCUACUUUGACCCCGCGCCGCGCGCGGCGGUCUGACCUC